Messenger RNA from Poecilia latipinna (sailfin molly), 2291 nucleotides. It is a transcript of the gene tysnd1, whose product is annotated as trypsin like peroxisomal matrix peptidase 1. Lineage: Eukaryota; Metazoa; Chordata; Actinopteri; Cyprinodontiformes; Poeciliidae. Bases 539 to 2089 code for a protein of 516 amino acids. Gene Ontology annotation, cellular component: peroxisome. The transcript is spliced from 4 exons. The record is from RefSeq and is a predicted model, not a curated record. Gene Ontology annotation, biological process: protein processing; regulation of fatty acid beta-oxidation. Gene Ontology annotation, molecular function: serine-type endopeptidase activity.
UCUAGAGCACCAGUUCACCUGAAUGCACCAUGUUGCCAAAGCGCAGCCGUAAAAUGCUGUGUGAAAGCGCAACUGUCAAACUAGUGGGGAAAUUAUAUUUCAAAAAGUUUAAAUGAAUGUUUUUGUCUAAAAAUUUAGCGUGUAAAAACAGUUUUAGAUUUUGCACUAAUAUAGAAAAUGCCAUAGUAUAUGGAAACACAAUUAAAUAAAUACGUAGGAGCAAAUUAUUAUCAGUGUACAGGCGAUUAUAAGGAUGCAGCUCCUUUAAACUACCGGUCUUCUCCUUCUCGUUUCCUAUUGGCUGGAUAAUUUCAGAGUCUCACCAAUCGUGUUGGACAUUGAGAAACAAACAGGAAGUUAUAUAAUUAUUGAAGUUAUUUGCGACGAAGCAGUAGUUUAAAUUUCAAUGGACUGCCAUAUUUUACUCUGUAACUUAUCUUGUUAUCUUAUCAUUGGACUGUAGGAGCUUUAAGUGCAUUGCUUUUGAGUGAUUUUUCGUGUUAUUUACUAUAGUAAAGUUGAUCCACGCUGCAGGAAUAUGGAGCUGAAAGAUGUGGAAAAGUGCUGCUGUGUGAUUAAAGUUUCUGGGACACCAGGGAGGAAAUCCGUCAGCUGCAGCGGAGUAAUCGUCCACCCUCGGUCUGGUACUGUCUUAUGCACCGGCCUCCCGUUUUGCCGGUUUGUUACCGACAGAGAGCUCCUCUCCUCAGACGCCGAGGUCCUGUUUCCCCGCAGCUUCAGCGACAAACUAAAAAUCCGCGUCUGCUUGUCAGGUUCCAGAAGGAGCAAGCCAUCCCGUCAGCGGGAGGUUUCAGGCGAGCUGCUGAUGCUGGUGAACUGCGUGAAGUUCAAACAGACCUUCCUGGGAGUUUUCCAGGAGACAGACCAGUGGCGUUUCCAUGGUGAUGAUGAGGAUGCUGAGCUGAUCAGAGAUGCCCAGUCCCUUAGCUGGUUUGCAGUCCUCAGGGCGGGUGUGGUGGCGAACAACAACACAGACACAGAAAGUACCCCCUGGCAGAGCAGCUUGUCUCUGCAGAAAGGCUGCCCGGUUGUUGCAUGCGGCUCUCCGUUUGGCUCCCUCUGCUUAGACCUCUUCAUCGGCACCCUCAGCCGAGGGAUUGUCAGCAACCUGGCUGGAGAAGACAAUGCUGUCAUCCUCACAGACGCUCGCUGCCUACCCGGCACAGAGGGUGGAGGCUUGUUUGUGGUGGAGCCCACAGACAGUGUCCGCCUCAUCGGUGUGAUUGUGUCUCCAUUUGGCUGGAAGUCAAAUGAGUGGAUAGGCCUCACUUUGGUCUGCUCUGUUGAAGUGAUCUUCAGGAGCGUCAUCCGUUGCACAGGGGUCCGAGAUCCGCUUCGUGGGGUUUGGGAACAAAAAGAAGAGGCAGAUCUCUGCAUGUCCAGUACAGCUCAGGGGCCAGAAGCUGUUAGACACCCCACUGUGUGCUUUGUGGACAGUGGACAGGCCUGGGGCUCAGGAGUUGCUGUCAGCGCAGGGCUGGUGGUAACUUGCCGGCAUGUAGUCAGUGGGAAGUCUUCAGUCACCCUGAAGUUUCAUCAAGAUGGCAGAGUCCGAGAUGUUGUGGCCGAUGUUUUGUUCUCCACUAAAUCAUCUUCACCAUACGAUUUGGCUUUAAUUGAGCUUAGAGACCCCGUUCCAGAAGCUGUGAUCCCCAGAAUGUCAAAAAGUUUUCACCUAGGUGAAGCUGUGGUUGUAGUGGGAUACGGCGGGCUGGGCCGAGUCUGCGGUCCAUCCCUGACAUCUGGUGUCCUCUCCAAGGCCAUCAGCUUGAAUGGCCAGCCUGUCAUGCUCCAGACCACAUGCGCAGUACAGGCGGGAGCCAGCGGGGGCGCUGUGGUGCAGAAACAGUCGGGAGAGCUGCUUGGGAUCGUUUCGAGCAAUGCGCGAGACCUGGCUGCGAGCGUAACAUAUCCGCACCUCAACUUCAUCAUCCCGGCGCCUGUUUUCCAGAGGUCGCUGCAGGAGUUUCAAAAGACAAGAAAUGUCGACGUGUUCAGUGUGCUGAACGCUACAGAGCGGGAUGUGAGACGGGUGUGGAGGCUGCAAGGUGCACAAAGCAAACUGUGACCUGCGAUUCAUAAACUUUGAGAGGUUAUGUGUUCCCCUUAAAUUCUUUUAAACAGACAUUAAUAUACAUAUAAGGGCAUUGUUUCCACUAACUCGUCGCAGAAUCAUUAGAAUAUUAGAAAGAUGAUGUUAAUAUAUUGUAAUACCGAUGUAUUCUUUUAUUCAAUUUGACUACAAUAAACCUUCCUGUAUUUUUACCGAG